This is a messenger RNA of Fonsecaea nubica, 1725 nucleotides long. RefSeq lists its product as hypothetical. The coding region runs from base 1 to 1725 and encodes 574 amino acids. NCBI's taxonomy places the organism in Eukaryota, Fungi, Ascomycota, Eurotiomycetes, Chaetothyriales, Herpotrichiellaceae. The record is from RefSeq and is a predicted model, not a curated record. Gene Ontology annotation, molecular function: nucleobase transmembrane transporter activity. Gene Ontology annotation, biological process: nucleobase transport; transmembrane transport. Gene Ontology annotation, cellular component: plasma membrane. The transcript is spliced from 2 exons.
AUGAGUUCUCUUCGUCGCAGAGCCGCUCGACUGAGCGAGAAGCUCGAAGUCCCCGUGGACGAGCACUUGGACGGCAAGAGGGCUACGGCAUGGAACAACCGCGAUCUUGCCCCCCUCCCCCCACAUAGGCGGACGUGGACAGUAUGGGGUUUCUUGGGAUUCUGGUCUGUCAUCCAACUGAACACGGUAGGCUGGCAGACAGCAAGCUCAUUGAUCUCGCUGGGGUUGAGUGUGUGGGAGGCCAUGAUUGUGACCAUCAUUGCCAAAUUUCUCAUCGCUGGAGUGGCCAUCACGAACGGCUGGUGGGGAGCUGUCUGGCACGUCGGUUUCUCUGUGGGAAACCGUGCCGUCUGGGGCCUCAGAGGCUCAUAUCUUGCUCUCGCACAAAGAAUCAUGCUCUGUUUGGUCUGGUAUGGUGUUCAGGCGUGGAUCGGUGGCCAGAUGGCGGGCGUCAUGCUCUACAGCAUCUUCUCCGGCUACAGGCACAUACCCAACACCUUCCCAGCCAGUGCCCAUAUGACAACGCAGCAGUUUGUAGGCUUCAUCGUCUUCCUCUGCUUCCAGCUUCCUUGUCUCUUGAUUCCUCCCGAGAAGACCGCGAUCCUGUUCCGGUAUGCGAAUAUCAUCACUGCUGCCACGAUGUUCUCGGUCACGGUGUGGGCACUGUCGGCAGCUCAUGGCGGCGGGCCUUUGCUCACCGCGAACAGCACACUCACCACGACCAGUGAGAAAGCUUGGGCCAUUAUCCGCGGUAUCACUACCGUCAUUGGGGCUAUCGCGGUGUCAUUGACCAACCAAAGUGACUUCAACCGGUUCGCAAAGACCCCGGGCGCACAAAUCCCCGGUCAGAUUUACUCCACAAUUAUCGUCGGCGCGCUUGUCACUCUCAUGGGUACCCUGUCGACCUCUGCGGCACAGAAGAUUUAUGGAGAGGUGCUCUGGUCGCCUGCGGAGCUCGCUAUCCGCUGGAUGGAGGACGGCUAUACCGCAAAGGCCCGGGCGGGAGCUUUCUUUGCUGGCCUUGGAUUCUUCAUCUCCCAACUAAGCAUCAACACCGUCGAUAAUGCCUGGCCGGGUGGCUUCGACCUUGCGGCACUCUUUCCUCGUUGGAUCAAUAUACGCCGGGGGGCAGUCAUCACGUUCGUGCUCGGUAUCGCAAUCAACCCUUGGCAACUGGCUGAUACUGCCAAUACAUUCAUCAAUGUGCUGGAUGGAUAUUCGGUCUUUCUCGGCCCCAUGGUGGGCAUGAUGGUGUGCGAUUUCUGGGUUAUUCGCGACCGCAAGCUCAAGCUCUCCGAUCUAUACAUUCCAAACGAAUCGUCCAUCUACUGGUACAAUCGGGGAUUCAAUUGGCGCGCCUACGCCUCGUGGCUCGUCGGCAUGGCGCCCGCGCUACCUGGAUUCAUCAAUGCUGUCAAUCCAGCAAUUCACGUGCCCAAGGGCGCACAGGAGAUCUUCUAUCUUGCAUACAUCGAGGGCUUUGCGUUGGCAUUCGUUGUGCAUUAUGUCCUGAACCGACUAUUCCCGGUACCGGGUCUUGGGGAGAUCGACUCGGAAGAUCUGUUCGCCACUUUCACAGUAGAGGAGGCAAGGGAAUUGGGCGUGAUGCCCCAUCCCCGGUUGCUUGAGGGGGAGGUGCUAGAGGUUCAGGACGGCGAGUGUGCAUCGUCAGAAGAGGCUGUAGAGUCGAAGGCCGUUAUGGUUGGAGAGAAGUUGGUCGGCUGA